AUGAAGAAAUUAGGCCUUCGUUUCUGGAAAGUAAAGAUGAACAAAUUGUCAAGGCAUAAAAUCCCUGGAAUUACACCAGAAGAACAGUUACUGACAAGGUACAUCUUUCUUACGGGUUUAAUGAUUUUCAUAACAAUGAUUAUUACAAUCUGUAUAGCGACCAUAACAACUAUUCGACGUAAAUACGCAGAUAAUUACAUACCAGUUAUGUACUUUUUUAUUGGUAUAAUUCCAAUAUUAGUGUUGAUUCUUGUCAAGAAACUUCAAUAUCUAAUUAAUGGCUAUGGAGCGGCUGGAUGCAUAUUUUGUGCUGCAUGCGUAAUGUUAGCUAUAUCGUUGGGUUUAUUCUUAACUGGACAGUGUUUAAAACUCAUUAGCAGUUUGAAGAUGGCCCAAAUCGUAUUACUUUGGUUUCCUUUCAUUACCUGGAUACAAGUGAUCAUUUUCUUCUUCUCAAUAUGUGCUAUAUAUAUAUGUAUAUAA
Messenger RNA from Trichobilharzia szidati, 483 nucleotides. The record is from the annotation of a GenBank genome assembly. NCBI's taxonomy places the organism in Eukaryota, Metazoa, Platyhelminthes, Trematoda, Strigeidida, Schistosomatidae.